Messenger RNA from Dictyostelium discoideum AX4, 132 nucleotides. RefSeq lists its product as hypothetical. The record is from RefSeq and is a predicted model, not a curated record. The transcript is spliced from 2 exons. The coding region runs from base 1 to 132 and encodes 43 amino acids. Lineage: Eukaryota; Evosea; Eumycetozoa; Dictyosteliales; Dictyosteliaceae.
AUGUUGCUUUUACGAAAAUGCAUACACACAAAAAAUCUGAUUUUUUUUUUUAUUUCACACAUUUUUAAAAAUCGAUUUCCCAAAAUUUGGUCCAUAUUUUUUUUUCUUUCUGGGAAAAAAAUAAAAAAAUAA